GCGUUACUGGGGGAGAGUCGGGGCUGCGUUAAGUGUCAUGAUCUGCUGGGGUUUCUACUCUGGCCGGUCCGUGGAGGCCACUGAGGGCACUGCUUCCUCCUCUCUCUCUCUCCCUGCCCUGCCCGGGGUUGGGUGCGUGCAGGGAGCUGGGAUCUGCCGAGAGCUGCUGAGGUGUGUGUGUGUCCCACCCACCGGGAACAAGUCCUACCAGCCCAGCCCGGCCCAGAGCAGGCAGAAGCCGGCGUGGAGCAGCGGCUGAGCCACCGCGGCGAGCACAGGUCACAUCUGCAGUCCCUUCAGGAUGAGCUGAAGUUGUCGCCAAAGGGGAGAUGGCAGCAAGGCUUGAGGAGGAGGCAGAAACUUAUUCGACCCGCAAGCCUCACCUCCUGGCCACCCAGAGACCCCAGAGCCCAGCUGUGCCUCUGUCUGAUGCCCCCAGCGUGUACUCCUGCAACACGGAAGCCUUGCAUGCCCAGGCCCGCGGGGAAGGGGGCAGCAGAGGCGUGAGGGCUACGUGUGGAGCACACUCAGUGCUGCCCGAGGUCAGGGUGAGGUCCAUGAAGCCAAAGGCUCCAGGAGGUUUCUCUGAGGCAGCGGGACCCAGCCAGGCCCCAAAGCAAGGACCACCCAGAGCACAGGGCUGCGGAGGGUGGCUUGAGCCCCUCUGAGUCUUGACUGGGACUACGUUUCCUGUGUUUUUCAGCUCUUGACAGCAGGGUGGAGAAAUAUCUGCAGGUGGGGAGGUGACAGCCAUGCACUGGGGAGACUUAAGUAUGGAGCUGUAGGUCACCUUUGCUUUCUGCCUUUUCCUAGAAAAAAUUUCGGGAGGGAUGAGAUGAGAAUACCCAGGGAUGGUGCUGGAAAGGCAGGAAGAGAGGCUCAGGUGGGGAAGGGUGGGGAGAGGCUGGAGCAGGAAUCUGGGCUGGAGAAAGCAGAGCAGGCUGGAUCAGGGAGGAAGGAGGAUGGAGAGAAGAUAGGACACCCAGCAGCGGGGGAGAACGUGGCCCCGAGGGCAGGAGGAAGCCAUCCACUCAGCCCGGUGACCUGGUACUAUCUCCACCCCACAGGCUCUCCAGACCCAGGACAAGCUGAUGGGCAGGAUUCAUGUGUACCCAGAGCAGCCCUGGGACAGAGCUUUUCACAAAGCCUUUAGACUUCUUGAAGCUUCCGCUGAAGGCUCAGCACAGUUUGGAUCUGUUUGGGGAGUCUGAACCUACAGGCGUUAAGAGGCCUUCACAAUUACCAGCGUCUGCUGAUAAAGGGCGCAUCUUCCCGUGGCUGCCGAGGUGUAGCGGCAGAGGAAGUGGGCUCAGCCAGCACUGCUCAGGUCGCAGGUCAGGGAGCGCGCGCCGUGCGGGGGAGGUGGAGGGUGGACACGCUCCCUGGCGCCUGGCCACCAGAACCUAAAAGAAGGUGGGAGCUAUUCCAGAGCUGGUCUUCUGGGGCAAGGAGGAUAAGGAUUGACAUUCCCACUUUCCAAACUUCUGAAGGACGUGGAUUCCUGAGGAGAGGAGGUGGGGAGUAGGGGGGCAGGAAGCACAUGGAGAGGGUGGCAGACAGGAGGAAGCUGUACAGAGACAGGGUGCCUCUCUCCCCUCCCUUUCUGUCCCAGAUCACCCACCCCUUUCUGUUCCGCUCCCCUCUGCAUCCCUGGUCAGGCGCCGGAAGGGUGGACACCACGGGCCAGCUGUGUGGAGGAGAGGAAGGGAAAGAUCAUGAUGUAGCCUCCUGGCCACUUUUAUCCUCCAUUCUCACUUCCUGCCAGGGCAGAAAAUAGCCCUGCCCCUGUGACUUAUCUCAGCAAAGAGUAGUGCCCAGCCCAGCUCAGAGGGCAAUGGGACAGGUCCCAGAGGCCCCGAGGACAUAAGGAACCUGGGCCCCGGGUGUGCAGGUGGGAAGCUGAAGGACAGAGAAGCAGCGUGGAGGAAGGUGGCCGCGCACCAUCUGGCGUGUGCGUGGUGUCGGGGGCUGGGACGUGGGCGGGGCCGUCCCCAGGGCCUCUCUUUGCCUCUCAGUGCCUUGGGGCCGGAAUCUGUUUGUGCACAUCUGCAUGCGUGUGUGUGCUCCUGAAGCUGCCCGUCUGUCUGUCCGGCUAAGGAUAAUGUUCCUAGGCGGGGACGGUGUCUGCUUUCCUCCCCUGGCUCGGCUGUCUGUGCCUCCGUGCGUGCACACGUGUGUUACAGGCUGUGGAUACACGUUGAUUCGUAUGUUACUAGGGAUCUUGUGUGCACAUCCCUCAGUGUACCCUUACCUGCGUGUGGCCUUGCACGCGCCCGGGUGUGUGUGUGUGUGUGUGUGUGUGUGUGUGUGUGUGUAGUGGUGUGCUCACAUGACCUCCAGGCGUGCUGAGGUUACGGAGCCAGCGUGGGCCUCCACGUCCCCCUUCUCCCUGGUGAAAUGAAAUCCCAGUGUCUCUGCUUUUCUGGGGCACCUGCUGCCUCUUUGCUUUCCGUCUCCCGCACCCCCAACCUGACCUCUUGCUCAAGGCAGGAUUGAGGAGAGUGCCGUGCCACUCCUCCCCCACAUCUAGAGCCCUCCUUGCACUUCUUGUUUGCCUCCUUUUUGGCAGUUUUUCCCAUCUUUGCCAUCUGGCCUGGCACUGUGCCCAUUCAGCUCCACUGAUGGGGAGCCCUCGGGAAGCAAGCGGAUCGGGUGGGGACCAGGGCAGGGGCCUGGCAGCUCUCAACAGCUUGGGCCAUUCUGUGUGAGUCUGUGGGAAAGGGGUGGCUUUUUGACAACUAAACUCAAGGGCUUCUCCGCUUUGGAAUGGAGUAAGGCGAGAGCAUCGCCAUCUGCUUUCCUGAAGGAUUCCUAACUCUCUACCUUUUAGCAGCAGCUCACCUAAUACAUUUUGGCCUCUUUAACCUUGCAACUUUGUUGACGAAAGACUUGGGAUUCUUGGAAAAUAAUUUUCCAUUCACUCAGUGUCUAGGAUGUGCCUCCUAGUUGUAGGGAGCUAUGGGUGCUCCAAGUACUGCUUAAGAAUGAUCAAACGUGGGCUUCCCUGGUGGUGCAGUGGUUGGGAGUCCGCCUGCCGAUGCAGGGGACACGGGUUCGUGCCCCGGUCCGGGAAGAUCCCAGAUGCCGCGGAGCGGCUGGGCCCCUGAGCCAUGGCCGCUGAGCCUGCACGUCCAGAGCCUGUGCUCUGCAACGGGAGAGGCCACGACAGUGAGAGGCCCACGUACCGCAAAAAAAAAAAAGAAUGAUAAAAUGUUACUGUGAUUGUAGCUGUAAACUGUUAUUGAAGUUUUAAUGCAAGCUGUUUCCAAACGAGCUUUUCAAAAGGGACAUGCCUUUCUCUGAGUUAUACAUGCGGACAAGAUAGUCAGGAAUGUGAUAAGAAGUGGUUGGACUGAUGCAAGAAAUAUUAUAACAGGAUUACAGGCUGGGCGGACAUGGGGGGAGGGGGCAGACUUCCUGAAAGGCAGCCAAUGAAUAUCACAAGGGUUGCUAGGUAGAGAGACUGAAGUGUGAGUGAGCCUGGGAAGAAAGCUGUGGAAGGUGUGGUCUGCACCCCAGGACCCUACUGUCUGGCUGGGGAAAUGGGACAAAAACACACGUCAUGACCUAAGGAGUUCAAAGCAGCAAACUGUUUCUGUAGGUAAGGGGAAAUCAUCAGGAAGGGCGUAUUUGUGUGUGUGUGAAAGAGAGAUGAGUCUGUGUUGCCAGUGUUUGAAGUGGGAGAAAGAAGGAAGUGGGUUAUUAAAAAGUAUAUGUUUCAACUGGACAAAAGAGGAAGUAAAACGAUUCACCUAUGGGCACAGAUUUGAUAUAAGCAGCUGUAAAAGUUAGGUGCUCUGUGCGGCAUCCAGCCGCAUACCCACCCACCCACUCUUAUUGGAAGCAGCUUUUUGGACUUUGGAGCCCGGAUGUCCUGGAUUUGAGGCCUGACUUCACUCCUCACUGACUGAGCUCUUAAGGAAAAAUCAGGAGGAACUCCUACCUCAAAGGGCUGUUGGAAGGAUUAGAGCUCGUGCGUGUAAAACACCCUGCGAGAUGGUGAGGGAUCAGUAAAUGGUAGCCAUUAUUUUUGACCCAACAUUUAUGGAGGGAGGGCUGGGACUACAGAGAUGAGUAAGUCACAGCCCCCAGGCCCUCCCUCAAGGAGCUCCCAGGCGGGCGGGAGAGGCAGACCAAGAACAGCCAAUUAUAGCACAGGUGGGAACAGCUGACCUGUGGCCAAAGUGCUGGGAAAGCUCCAGUGAGGGGACUCGCCUGGUGGGAAGGGAGGGAGUCAGGAAAGGCAUCAUGGGGUCCUGAGAAAUGAUUGAGUUUGCCAGUUGGAGGAUGGGAGAAAGGGCAUUCCCAGUUGCAGAAACAGCACAUGCACAGACAGAGCCCUGAAGAUGUAAGGUAUGUGCAGAAUUAUCACUAGUUUGGCGUGACUGGAGCAAAGGAGCAUGGGAGGUGGGCACGUUUCAGGAAGAGAGCCUGGCAUUACUUGCUUUUCAGCACGUUUAAGACCCAUCUAGCAUUAUUUUCAUUGAUGAAAUUGGUAUUUUGCAGACAAAGUGUUUCCUUAUUCCCUUCAACUGUUGUACUAUGCUUCUUACAAGUCUUAAACUGCUGGAGUCAGAGUCAUGGUUGGAGGGAGAACAGACAAACGAACAAAAAAACCCUAGAAAACUUGUUAUACUCAUGUUUAUAACUUGGUUCCAUGUAAGGAUUUAAGUGGUUCCUUUUGAAGGGAGUAUGUUCCGUAUCUUGGGAUAAUCGCUCAGGGUCUUCGGAUAACUUCUCUCCCUAAGAUGGCCCAUGGAAGCCCAUGAUCAUUAACAUUAUUCACAAUAGUCAAAAGAUGGAAAAACCCAAGUAACCACCAGCAGAUGAAUGGGAGAACAAAAUGUGGUGUAUAUAUAUAGGACUAUAUUAUUCAGCCAUAAAAUGACUGUAAUUCUGAUACAAACUACCGCAUGGAUGGACCUUGAAAACUUUAAGCUAAGUGAGAUAAGCCAGACACAGAAGGACGGCUAUAUGAGUCCGCUCAGAUGGGGUGUGUAGAAUAGGUAAGUUCAGAGAGACACAAAGUAGAAUAGAGGUUGCCAGCGGCUGGAGGGGGGGGGAUGGGCAGUUAUUGGGUAAUGGGUAUAGAGUUGUUGUUUGGGAUGAUGAAAAAGUUCUGGAAAUAGUGGCGAUGGUUACACAACAUUGCGAUUGUACUUAAUGUCACUGAAUUGUACCCUUAAAGAUGGUUAAAAUGGUAAUUUUUAAGUUAUGUAUAUUUUACAACACGAUGGCACCUGGGGGUCGCAAUGCAGGGGUGGCUGCUGUGGCCUUAUGACAUUAAGGAAGGUGGAAUCCUAAGACCAAGUCCUGUCUUCUAACUCGUCCGCCUCUGACCACAUCCUUCCUCUGGCAGCUUUUGCCUGGGGACGGCAGCGGCUGUGGUCUGCUCUCUCCAGGAGCCUCAUCAGCACGCACGGUACUUCCCUGUCUCACUGCCACCCUCUCUGGGCCCCCUUCGAGCCCUUAGGACGAAACCAUUAUCUGCCCCCAUCACGGAAUCCCAACUAGGAAGCACCCGAGUCAGACUCUCCAGGGGAGCACCUGGAAAAGUUCAACCCACGGGGCCGUCCCCUGCCUGGAAGGACUGUGCUGGUGUGUGCGAUCAGCCUACGGCAGCGGUCCCCAACCUUUUUGGCACCCGGGACCGGUUUCGUGGAAGACGAUUUUUCCACGGACGGGGUGGGGGGAUGGUUUCGGGAUGAUUCAAGAGCAUUACAUUUAUUGUGCACUUUAUUUCUAUUAUUAUUACAUUGUAAUAUGUAAUGAAAUAAUUAUACAACCCACCAAAAUGCAGACAGGAGGCAGAGCUCAGGUGGUAAUGUGAGCAAUGGGGAGCGGCUGUAAAUACAGAUGAAGUUUCGCUCGCUCACCUCCUGCUGUGUGGCCCGGGGGUUGGUGACCCCUGGCCUAAGGGACCCCCAUUAUAUUACUGUCCCCAUUUUACAGAUGAGGAAACUUAGGGAGGUCAAACAAUCCAGCUGAACCAGGUCGCUCUGACCACAAACCCAGCCCACACAGGAGCAAUCGUGGAGAUGAGCCUGGGAUUUUUGUCCUGUACUUGGGAGUUUGAACUUUAUUCUUUAGAUAAUGGGGAGUCAGCGGAACGGGCUGGUGCCAGGGGAGGGGCUCCACAGUACUUCUCACCACCUAACAUAAUACCUUUUUACAUGGACUUUAUUAUCUGUAUCCCUUCAAUGGAAGGGAACAUAGGUGGGGGCAAGGCCUUUGUUUUGUCCACUGCUGUGAACAUGCCUGGAACCUUCUAAAGUCUCAGUAAGCAUUUGUAUGGACUUCCCUGGUGGUCCAGUGGUUAAGACUCCGGGCUUCCACUCCAGGGUGCACAGGCUAGAUCCCUGGUCGGGGAACUAAGAUUCCACAUCCUGCAUGCCGCGAGGCCAAAAUGAUAAUAAUAAUUAAAAUCCUGGUAAGCAUUUGUAGAAGAAAGAAAGGAAGCAAGGGAGAGAUAUUAGUAGAUAAUAACAGUAAGCAAAGCACUUUAAAUAUAUCAUCUCGUUGAAUCUAACGACCUCGUGAAGUAGGGGCCCCUCUCCUUUUUUUUUUUUUUUUUUUCCAGGUAAGGAAAAUGAGGGGCAGAGAGAUUAAGUCACUUUUCUGAGGACAAAAGCCCAGAUUUAAACCUAGGCAGGCCUGACUCUAGAGCACUGUGCCAUAGAGCGGGCUGCAGAAAGCUGUUCUGGCCAGAAGGACGGUGGAGGAAAGAUGUGAGGCUGAGAAAAGGCCCAAGAGGCCAGCAGGUUCAGCUCUAUGACAUUUGUGUCUUCAGCCCUUCCUUGCACAGUCUUGACUUCUGCCUUCCCUCCUAUGCCAGGUCUCCACUGAGGCCGAUGAAGCUCUGACCAAGGGCAUCUGAUCCUCCGCAGCUGUCGGCCCUGCAGCCACAGCCACAGGUCUAUGCCCGGCCCCCGCUUGCUCUGGGACUCUGUGCAGCCUCCAGGCCCCCGCCGUGGAGACUGGAGAUGAACGCGAAGCCAGCACGCGGGUGCGCCCCCUGAUGCCCCCGGCCUAGCUCCUCCUCGCCCUUUGGCACGAUGCUGGCCAACUCCUCGGCCAACGACUCUGAUCUCAGGUGCCCGGACCACCAGCCCAUCCACCACCUGCACUUGGUGGUCUACAGCCUGGUGCUGGCGGCAGGGCUCCCCCUCAACGCGCUGGCCCUCUGGGUCUUCCUGCACGCGCUGCGCGUGCACUCGGUAGUGAGCGUGUACAUGUGCAACCUGGCGGCCAGCGACCUCCUCUUCACCCUCUCGCUGCCCUUGCGCCUCUCCUACUAUGCGCAGCACUACUGGCCCUUCUCGGACCUCCUGUGCCAGCUGGCGGGCGCCGUCUUCCAGAUGAACAUGUACGGCAGCUGCAUCUUCCUGACCCUCAUCAACGUGGACCGCUACGUCGCUAUCGUGCACCCGCUGCGGCUGCGCCACCUGCGGCGGCCCCGCGUGGCGCGGCUGCUCUGCCUGGGCGUGUGGGCGCUCAUCCUGCUGUUCGCCGUGCCCACCGUCCUGGUGCACCGGCCCUCACCCUGCGCCCGCGACGGCCGCUGGGUGCACGUGUGCUUCGAGAACUUCAGCGACGAGCUGUGGAAGGGCAGGCUGCUGCCGCUCCUGCUGCUAGCCGAGGCGCUGGGAUUCCUGCUGCCCCUGGUAGCCGUGGUCUACUCUUCGGUCCGUGUCUUCUGCACCCUGGCGCGGCCCGACGCCACGCGGAGCCAGCGGCGGCAGAAGACGGUGCGCCUCCUGCUGGCCAGCCUGGUCAUCUUCCUGCUGUGCUUCGUGCCCUACAACGCCACGCUGGCCGUGUACGGGCUGCUGCGCGGCCACGUGGUGCUGGCCAGCCCGGCGGCGCGCAACCAGGUGCGCGGGGUGCUGAUGGUCAUGGUGCUGCUGGCCGGCGCCAACUGCGUGCUCGACCCGCUGGUGUACUACUUCAGCGCCGAGGGUUUCCGCAACACCCUGCGCAGCCUGAGCUCUCCGCUCCAGGCCAGGACCUCGGCCACCAACGGGGCUCGGGGGGCACUCGCCGAACCAACCGCUGAGACCUCCCACGCCACCGUGCCGGCCGCCGCCAGCCAGGGGCUGCUCCGGCCCUCCGACCACCGGGACUCCUUCACCCGGUGCUCCGAGGACUCGUCCCUCUGAAGGCACGUCGUGCCAGAGCGCGGUCCCCUCACCCCACCCCCACGUCUCUCGCACUCGCAGACACGCAGGGUGUGUGCACAGCAGGGCGGUGGGUUGGGCACUUGGACUUCUGAGCGGCAGCUCCAGCUCACAGAUGCAGAAGGGAACAAAGUGUGGGGGGCAGGGGCCCGGGGAGGGGAGAGCGCGGCUGCAAACGUCUUUAACUAGGUGGUGAUGGCGAGCGCAGAAGGACCUCUUCCUUAGUACCUAGGAAGUGCUGCCGUGAGCCUGCCCGUGCAGAGGCGGGAGACUGGAUGAAAUGCCCUUGGCGGGGCAUGAAACACGGCCCGGCCCGUAGCUGGUAGCUGGAGCAGAAGAUGGGUGUCCUGCGUUUAGACCGACCACAGAGGUCUUUGGGCCAUGGACGCCACCCACUCCCCUUUCCACCUGGGCUCUGCCUGCCCAGCACUGAGGCGUAAUGCAAAAGCGUAUUGGAUGCCGGCUGAAUUGGUUUCCUUCUUGUCUAGUGACUUUUAACAAUUUAGAUCUGACGCCCAGCGUGGGUGGGUGGGGGCAGAGGGGGUUUUCCUCCGAGUUCCUGGUCACUGUUCCCCUUUCUAGGUCCUGCCUUCCCCUUCCACCUCACCCACCCUUUCAAAAGCUCCUCCAUUCUAGAUCGUAAAUCCCCACCACCACCACCGUGUGUGUGUGUCUCUGCUGCUUCGUCUAGAAUAAGGAGAACAUUCUCUGUACUAAAGAAGUAGUUCUCCAAUUUUGGGGUCUCAGACCCUUUUACACUCUUAAAAAUGGAGAAUUCCAAAGAGAGUUUGCUUAUACUUUGUCCUUUUGAUACAUGACCAUAUUAGAAAUCAAAAUUAGUAAGUUUUCUAAAACAGAAAUACCCAAGCACACAUUCCAAUAGCUAUGAGAGCAAGUGUCAUCACACUUCAUGAAGCCUCUGGAAAACUCCACCGUCUACUCAUGAGACAAUGAGUGAAAAGGACAAAAGACAUCUUAGUAGUAGUAUCAUGAAAACGGUUUCGUUCUUGUGGACUUCCUCAAAGAAUCCAUCCUCAGAUCACACUUGGAGAGCCAUACCUGUACUGGAGUAUUAGAGUCAUGUGUAAAGUCUUCCCAGCCCAUUAUGUACAUUGUUUUUAUCGCUGCAAGGAGAGGGCAAUGCUCAGCAAAUCAAUUGCUAAUUGUAGUCCGUAAGGCUUGGGGUUUUCGGGGCGGGGGGGGGAGGAGUUGCACACCCAGUGAACACCACCUGGGGCUUCCUGGAGCUGCAGCGGGAGGUGGGGCUGGAACUAGUUGCACAGAUACUCAGGAGGAGGUGGAGGGCUUCUCUGGGCAGGGAAAAGGGAGCUGUGCCAGAGCCAGACAAGAAGUUUAUGGGAAAGUAAGAGUGUGAUGGACGGGAGGACGGGAGUAAGCUGGCUGCUCCUGGCGAGCUGGAGGUAAGGAAAGGGAAGUCUGGUUUACAGGCCACCUACUGUCUUCCCUCUUUAGCGGAGUCGGGGCUGGGAGGAAUGGCGGAGUUGGCACUGUGACAUCUUGAGACCCUGACAUUCGUGAGACUCGUGAGGGAGUUGAUGCCAUGCACACGUCCUGCAUGCAUUUCUGUCCCUAUGUCUCUCAAUGAUGUAUGUUUCUGUGUAUGUGCGUGUGUGUGGUUGUGACAGUGUCAGAGUUUUCCCGGCUGUGUCUCUGUGUGUUUAGUUCGGACUAAGACUUUUGUGUGUCUUUACGUGAUCGCUCCAGAUGGUGAUUUACAAGGGUAAAAUGACCCCUGGUGGCCAAACCGGAGAACUGACCCAGAUUCCUCAGUGAUAGCCGUGAAGUCGGGCUUUCCUCCAUCUGGCGGGUUAGAGCCCUCACCUCCUGCUGCUCUCUAGAGGGCUUGAUGGUUAGCACCUGCUCCGUCUUGCUCCAUCCUUAGGGUUCAGGACCCAUGCCCUUCGAGCCCUGGGGGCACCAAACGUCAUCACCGUCCAAAGUCUCAGGACUUUGCCCUAUCCAAACUGAACAGAAUACAAUUUUUAAAAAUUACUUGAGUAUUUUUUUUUUUUUUUUUUUUUUUUUGCGGUUCGUGGGCCUCUCACUGUUGUGGCCUCUUCCGUUGCGGAGCACAGGCUCCGGACGCGCAGGCUCAGCGGCCAUGGCUCAUGGGCCCAGCCGCUCCGCAGCAUGUGGGAUCUUCCCGGACCGGGGCACGAACCCGUGUCCCCUGCAUCGGCAGGCGGACUCUCAACCAUUGCGCCACCAGGGAAGCCCUACUUGAGUAUUUUUACGAAGAUAAUGUGAAUGAAUUCCAAAGUAAUUAAAACUCACAUAGCAAGUUUCUUCCAACAUAGGAUAUAAUUUACUUAUUUAUUUAUUAUAACUUUUAUAGUUUAUUUUCUGUCCCCCACCCCACCCCCGAAGUAGAAUGUAAGCUCUCUGGGGGCAGGGAUUUUUGCUUGGUCCGUUUCCUGAUGUAUCCCCAGCAUCUAGAACAGCGCCUGGCGUAAAAGAAGUACUUAAUAAAUAUUUGUUGAAUGAUGAA
Molecule: messenger RNA, 10686 nt
Organism: Orcinus orca (killer whale)
Lineage: Eukaryota; Metazoa; Chordata; Mammalia; Artiodactyla; Delphinidae
Gene: LPAR5
Product: lysophosphatidic acid receptor 5
Exons: 2
Coding region: 7056-8159 (367 amino acids)
Biological process (GO): behavioral response to pain; G protein-coupled receptor signaling pathway
Cellular component (GO): membrane
Molecular function (GO): G protein-coupled receptor activity
Source: RefSeq, a predicted model, not a curated record